Glycine soja is the source of this 1556-nucleotide messenger RNA. Its product is annotated as cleavage stimulating factor 64-like. The coding region runs from base 81 to 1244 and encodes 387 amino acids. The transcript has 7 exons. The record is from RefSeq and is a predicted model, not a curated record. Gene Ontology annotation, biological process: mRNA 3'-end processing. Lineage: Eukaryota; Viridiplantae; Streptophyta; Magnoliopsida; Fabales; Fabaceae.
AUCAAUAAGCACAAAGUGAGCAAACUAUUUCCCAUUCAAUCUUCUUUGGCCCGGUGGUUGGUGGCAUUGUGGGCGGAGCAAUGGCCGGAAAACAGGUCGGCGGCGAGGGCCUAUCGGUAAACCUGGCUGGAAUGUCGAAGAACCAGCUCUACGAUAUCAUGUCUCAGAUGAAGAGUUUGAUCGAACAGAACCAGCAACAGGCCAAGCAGAUCCUAAUCCAAAACCCCAUGUUAACCAAAGCGCUUUUCCAGGCACAAAUUAUGCUUGGAAUGGUGCAAGCACCUCAAACGGUUCCAAAAGUUCAGCCAAUGGUUCCGCAGAACAAUCUGCAGUCAGUACAACCAACACAAAAACCAAAUAUUCAGCCUGCUCCAUUAUUGCCUGGGCUUGGUGGUGCACAGGAUCAAGCAGGUGUAUCUCAAACCCAGAUUCCUCUGAGGAAACACCAGAACCAACCUUCAGUGCCAGUUUCAUCUGCUGUUCCUGCAUUGAGUCAUCAAUCUCAGCCCAUGGCUGCACAAUCUUUGACAAUGCCACAACAGCCUAAAGGACAUCUGGCUCCCCAAGUGGCUCUAGCGUCUCUUCCACAAUCAUCACAACUUCCAAACAUACCUUCGCCUUCUCUUCAUUCAUUGUCACAACCUCUUCAUCCAACUCAAAUGUCAACUGCUUCCAGUCACUUACAGCAUCCAUUGCUGACACCUGGAUUUCCACAUAUGUCUCUGCCACCACAGAUUAGACAACCUGCAAUGCCAACCUUCCAUCCUCAAUAUCCCCCUCAAAUGGGUGCAAACUUAGGUUUUCAACAUGCUGGUGCUUCUCACAAUCUUUCGCAGUCCAUGUUUCAUCCAGGCACAAAACCUCCUGCUAGUGUUGGAUCCACAUUCCCACAGGGGCUUCCAAGUCAAAAAUCAUCUCAGCCACCUUAUCAGGUUGGAAAUGUUCCUUCAGGGCCCGAGUUUGGCAAUCAAGCUGGAAAUGCUAUGCAAGUGGACAGAGGGGCUUCUUUGAUGCCCGGUCCCUCAGAUAACCUAGCACAUCUUUCUGGUCCUCCUGGACCUCCAUAUGUAGUUUCUGGUCAGAUGGGUGCUGCUAAUCAGCCUCUUCGGCCUCCUGCGUUGACACCAGAUAUGGAGAAGGCACUGCUUCAACAGGUCAUGAGCCUCACACCGGAGCAGAUAAAUCUCCUUCCUCCAGAACAACGAAAUCAAGUGCUGCAGCUACAACAGAUGUUGCGUCAAUGAUGCAAUACGCAUACACACCAUGGAAGUUAGGCAAUCUUUAAUCCUUCCAGUUUGGCAGAGAUUGUUGUGCAUAUAUAUCCAAAUUAUUGGCCUGCCAAGUUCUGGAGAAAUUAAUACAAGUUCGUGUAACAAAUUGUAGACAAUAGCAUUAUUUUCUUCUGGAAUUUGGCUCCAAUUAAAUAUCAGCCUUUAGUUGUUGGAGCUAUUUGCAAAACUUCUCACCAUAUUCCAUAUUUUAUUGUUAAUUGGUUAUCCAUAUCUACAAUGCUUGUCUAUCUUUAUAUACUAUGGCAUGAUGGAAGGAUUCUUAUU